This is a messenger RNA of Haliotis rufescens (red abalone), 2172 nucleotides long. Its product is annotated as ankyrin repeat domain-containing protein 50-like. NCBI's taxonomy places the organism in Eukaryota, Metazoa, Mollusca, Gastropoda, Lepetellida, Haliotidae. The record is from RefSeq and is a predicted model, not a curated record. The transcript has 2 exons. Gene Ontology annotation, molecular function: protein binding. Bases 1 to 2172 code for a protein of 723 amino acids.
AUGAUGUUUUUACAUGCAUGUCGUUCAGAAAAAGAGAAUAAACAACAAAACAUACCCAACUUAAACCACAAGCUUGUUAAGGCCAGCACUGAUGGUGACUUGUGCAAGGUCAAAUACACCUUAUCUGAUGCCCGCACGGACAUCAACACCAGGGGCCUACACGGUAGGACACCAGUCAUGUUUGCAGCAGUGGAAGCACACAAGGAUGUGUUUGACGUACUUGUUCAUCAUGGGGCUAAUCUCGCACUCUUGGAUGACGAUGGUAACACUAUUCUGCAUGUGGCCUGUAAAGGAGGAAAUGUGGAGAUAGUGAAUUAUGUCCUCACACAGGACAGUGUGGACGUCAACAGUAUAAAUGGUGAGAUGCAGACUCCAGCAUGGACAGCAGCUCUACAUGGACAUAAGGAAGUGUUUGAUUUACUUUUGAGGAAAGGAACUGAUCUCCCAUAUGUCGAUUUUGACGAUAACACUAUUCUACACAUAGCAUGUAAGGGGGGAAAUAUUGAGAUAGUUAAUUAUGUAAUAACAGCAAAAAUUGUGGACAUUAACACGAGAGGAUUUGAAGGAUAUACACCAGUAAUGGAAGCGGCCGUCUCGGGACAUAAAGAUGUGUUUGACGUACUAGUGAGGAGAGGAGCUGAUCUGUCACUGUUUGAUGAUCAGGGUUGCACAAGUCUUCAUGCUGCCUGUCGAGGAGGUAAUGUAGAGACAGUAAAGUAUAUUCUCACACAGAACAUAGAAAUCAUCUACACCAGCUGCAGUGACGGGUCAACACCAGUAUUAGUGGCAGUAUCAAAUGGACAAAAAGAAGUGUUUGACCUUCUUGUAGAGAACGAAGCUGAUCUGUUAUUUGAGAACGAAAACGGUGACGGCAUUCUGCAUAACGCAUGUAGAGGGGGAAAUAUAGAAAUAGUAAAAUACAUUCUCAAACAGAGUAUUGUCGAUAUCAACAGUAGAGGAUAUUUUGGAUUUACACCAGCAAUGAUAACAGCCACAAGGGGACAAAAGGAUAUUUUCGACCUACUUCUGGCACACAGAGCUGAUCUGUUACUAGUGGAUGAGACAGGUAGCAACAUUCUUCAUAUCGCCUGUACAGGAGGACAUACGGGGCUGGUGAAUUAUGUCCUGAAACAGAACAUUGUGGACAUUAACAGUAGAACACCUGAGGGGUGGACGUCAGCAAUGAUAACAGCCUCUGCUGGGCACAAAGACGUGCUAACUUUACUUGUGACUGAAGGAGCUGAUCUGACCCUAGUUACAGGGAAACGUAGAAAUAUCCUUCAUAUUGCUUUUCAGCGUAAGCAUAUGGAGUUAGUGAAAUAUAUCCUCACACAGGACGUUGUUGAUAUCAACGAGGAAGACAGGCAGGGAAUAACACCAGUGUUGCUGGCAGCAGAGAGUGGACAUGGAGAUAUAUUUGACUUAAUGGUGAGUAAAGGAGCUGAUCUGUCAAGAGCUUAUGCUGAAGGUGACGCUUUUCUUCAUAAGGCCUGUGAGGGAGGAAAUGUGGAUAUAUUGAAGUAUGUCCUGAGACAGAAGAGCAUUGCGCAAGACAUCAACAGGAAAAAUACGGGUGGCAGGACACCAGCGAUGGUUGCAUCAAUCUCGGGACACAAACAAGUUUUGGAUUUACUUGCGAAGGAAGGUGCCGAUCUGACACUACUAGAUGCACGUCACAACACCAUUCUUCAUUUGGCCUCAAGAGCAAAUGGGGAGAUAGUGAGGUACUUUCUUUCUCAUAACAUUGUGGACAUUAACAGUAAAGGGGAAAAUGACAGGACACCAGUGAUGAUGGCUGCAAGUUCUGGGUGUAAAAGUGGAUUUGAUGUACUUGUGCAGAAAGGAGCUAAUUUGUCACUAGUAGAUACUGAUGGCAGCAACAUCCUUCAUUUGGCAAGCUUGGGAGGAUCAUCUCAGGUUGUGACUCAGACUAUGGCCCCACCUAAACCAACUCCUGAAUUACCAGCACCUAACAAACCAUCGCCUGAAAUGCCCAAAAAACAAAAGAAGAAACAAAACAAGAAAAUUUCUACUAAGAUCCCUACUCUCAGUGAAACAUCUGUAGAUGUUCACAAUUACUUUGAUCCUCUCGAGAUGGAUGUUACUCCAUCUUCCAUGAGUGGUGACUCUUCUUCACGUUCACGUGAGCGAUCUCCUAUAGAACCGCCAUGA